Messenger RNA from Pyricularia grisea, 1930 nucleotides. RefSeq lists its product as uncharacterized. The record is from RefSeq and is a predicted model, not a curated record. The transcript is spliced from 4 exons. Bases 163 to 1839 code for a protein of 558 amino acids. Lineage: Eukaryota; Fungi; Ascomycota; Sordariomycetes; Magnaporthales; Pyriculariaceae.
CGACCUUGGACAGAGAUAGGUCUUGAGGCAUAUAAAUCCGCAUACCAUUCUUUUCUUUUCUCUUUUUUUACUUUUUCCUUUUUUCAAUUUCCAAUUUCUCUCUCAUCAUCAAAAAUUUUGGUCCCAAAAAGGCCCAUUGUCAGCGAUACCUUAUACACAAAUAUGGUCGUAACAAUACCAAAAGCCGUGCAGCCAACACAAAUGGUCCGAAAAGACUCGGCCGUGGACCUUGGCAACCCAACACCACUUCCUGUCACUCUUCUCUCUGGCUUCCUCGGUAGCGGCAAGACAACACUCUUACAGCACAUCCUUCGCAGCGAUCAUGGCCUACGCAUUGCGGUCAUUGUCAACGACAUUGGAGCAGUGAACGUCGACGCCAACCUCAUCAACCACCACGUCACACAAACCACCGAAAAAGUCAUCGCUCUCCAGAACGGCUGCAUCUGCUGUACACUCCGCGGCGACCUGCUCGAGGAGCUCGUGCGGCUGUCGGAGCUGCACACAUUUGACUAUGUCAUCGUCGAGAGCAGCGGCAUCAGCGAGCCAGAGCAGGUUGCCGAGACGUUCGACUCCAAGCUGGCCGAGACCAUGGGCGCCAUGGGCGAUGGUAGCGCUGGUGCCGAGGGUGCCCUCGACGAAGCAAUGCAGGCCGUGCUUAGGAAGCUCGCCGAUGCGGGAGGCGUCGGCAGCUUCGCAAGGCUAGAUACAACUGUUACCGUUAUUGAUGCCUUUACUAUCAUGAACGACUUUCACACGGACCAGUUGCUGUCCAGUCGGCGGGGGGAUGUUGGACCUGAAGACGAGCGGACCGUGUCUGAUUUGAUGGUAGAUCAAAUUGAGUUUGCGGAUGUGAUUGUGCUGAACAAGACAGACAUGGUCGACCGUGCUACCAAGCAACGAGUCAUCGACUUGAUCGCCAAGCUCAACCACAGAGCCAAGGUCAUUGAAACCUCCCAUGGCAAGGUGGAUGUCAAGGAGAUUGUCAACACGGGACUGUUUGAUCUUGAGCACGCACAGACUGGCUAUGGCUGGUUGCAAGACCUACAUGAACUUACUUUGCGAGAGGUCAACGGCCGCAAGACCAUCACACCAAAGCCAGAGACGGAGGAGUACAACGUCCGCAACUUUGUAUACCGGCGCCAACGACCCUUCCACCCACUGCGGCUGUACAAACUGUUGUUUGACAAGUUCAUACUGCAGCUUGAGCACCCGGAAGAGGGUGAGAGCGAGGACGAGGAAGAUGAAGAAGAUGAAUGGGAAGAAGAAAAUAGCGAUGAAGAAGACCAAGGAGCAGAAGACGACGUCGACAUGCAAGAUCAACAAGACCAAGAUCCAUCGACAACUGACCCCCUAGACGCACCGUCUAACGAGAUCAUCCUAGCCAAUAAGCGCGCAUCACCACUCUUUGCGCGACUCUUCCGCUCCAAGGGCGAGUUCUUCCUGGCGACGCGCCCGCACCGCGCCGGCGAGUGGUCGCAGGCGGGAGCGAUGCUGACCAUGACGGGCGGGCGGCCUUGGUUCGCCACGCUGCCCGAGUCCGAGUACCUGACCGGCAACGCCGACAUUGACGCGCUCGUGAUGCACGACCUGAAAUCAGGCGGCGAGUGGGGAGACAGGAGGCAGGAGCUGGUGUUUAUAGGAGAGAAACUAAAUAUCCCAGGGCUGGAGAAGGUGUUGGACGAGUGUUUGUUGACGGAUGAGGAGUGGAAGAGGUGGCAGAAGGUUAUGCGGAGUGGGGUUUUGAGUUCACAGGGCAAGAUGGAGAGGUUGGCGCGGAUGUUUGAUGAUGGGUUUCCGGACUGGCCUGAGGAUGAGGGUCAUGAGGGGCAUGGGCACUGAUGAGUGGAUGAUGGGCAACGAAAAUUUCCUGGGUUUUGAUAUUGAAAGUAAAUGUACACCUAAAAGUUAUAUCUCUGUUAACCAAUUCUGU